Spirometra erinaceieuropaei is the source of this 3049-nucleotide messenger RNA. The record is from the annotation of a GenBank genome assembly. Lineage: Eukaryota; Metazoa; Platyhelminthes; Cestoda; Diphyllobothriidea; Diphyllobothriidae.
AUGAGCAAGGAGACUUUGAACGGUAUGUGGAAUAAAUGCAUUCUAGCCUCAGAUUGGAAAGAAAAGCAAGUGAAGGCAAACAACCAAUGGGAAGAAGGCAACUGGUCCGAAGGUCAUUCCGCAGUGUAAGCGAUAGAACUCCAUCCAACAUAAUGGUCAGAAGGACACGAGAGUCAAGCAGCGGCAAGCGGAACGCCACAACGCAAGCCGGGUAAGACUUUUAUGCGAAAAACUGGUCUGGGCGGAAGAGAAAAUCCGCAAAUAAUGAGGCAGUCAAGAGCUACCUCUUUUUAUGAAAGUUGAUGUAGGGAAAGCCUCAUUGUCAUCUCUACCGGUGCCCAGGAUAGUUCCUCCACAAUGAAUCUGGUACAGGUAAUACAGCACGCAUGAAAAUUUAGAAGCAUAAUGAGAACGUAAUCAUGGCUACUGCAAUCAUGCCAGUAGGUACAAUUGCGGAUUAUGUGGGCACGGUUGCCAACUACCUCUUCUAAUGAAAUUUAGCAUAGGGUAAGCCUCCUUGUCAUCGUUACCGGUGCAAAUCUGCCAGGAUAGUACCUUUAAAAUGAAUCAGAUACAGGUAAUACAGCGUGCGCGUGAAUUUAGAAGCACAAUGAGAACGCAAUCACAGCUAUUGAAAUCAACCAAGUAGGCACCAUUGUGGAGUCUGUGGGCACGGCUACCAACUAUCAUCUUACCUGCAUGCCACAUAUGUAGUCAUUUUUAACCGAGUACAGUUUCCAAAGGAGAUUGAAAUGCAGUCAGCUCCAAAGCCGACAUCCUGCCGAGUCGGAAAUGUUAUAAGAUUAAGUCGGAAGAUAAUAAGUAUUACCACCGCGCCCAAGUUAUCCUCCCUAGUCGAAAACGCAUUUCAGGAUUUUAGCCAGCAUUUUAUGAGAUCGGUCACUCAGUGUACUCGUCAAAAUAAGGCACUCCUGCAAAUUGCUGGGAAUAUUGAACAGGAUAGUGGCCAGAGGUGAUGACGAUGUUUAAGGCCCGGUAGUCACCGCAACGAGGCUGCCAAGCAGGUACCACCAGGCACCAGACACCGCCUCUUCUCCACAUAUCUUACUGGGUGAUACAUAUCCAUCCGGAGACUUACUGGGCCAUGCCACCCUAUCUUUCGUGCAUAAACAAUCGUAGUUAUUGACACCAUGACAGGGCUUCCAGCAAACAAAUUCUCCUAAACUCUACCACAUAAAACAACUGAUCAAUUGGUCUGCAUGCCGAUACAAUGCGAAUUUCAUAAAGUUCGUCUAAGGUCAUUCCCAGAGAAGGAUAUGUCUACAACAUACAGAAAAAAAUUAAGUAUACACUGCUAGCAAACACAAUAAUUUGAAGUUAGUUUGAAAGAAAUAAGUGGCGGAAAAAAUGCCAAAACAACGUGCUUCAGAUAAAAAAACCUACGCAUGAUUUUCGGCCACCGCAAGCAGGGUUUCCAGAGAACAGUGAACAAGUGCGAACAUACUUUCUAUGUCUGGGGGAAUUUUGUCAAUAUUAUAUCAACACCCACACCCAGUAAUACCAGGUCGUGAACUACACACUCUAUGUGAGUGGGAGAUAUUACGGACGGGUUAUUUCCGAUUACUGCGAAACCUAGAUAUAAUGAAUCAUUGAACGCAAGUUCACGUGUGCUCAUCCCACUCGCAAGACAAAUAAGCGUGUUUCUGCUUCGUGCCAGCAUGGCCUUGAAACACCACGCAUUUGUACAUGCCUUCCAUAAAGUGCCCCUAGAAAACUGGAUAAAUAGCCAAAUGCACUCACCGAUUUACAGCGAUCAGCAAAAGGGAGCAACAGGUGUUGAACAACUCAGCAUCCCCAGUAAGCAUUCAGGAACAUCCUCGCUAAGUGUCUAACAGUGUAGUAUGUGUGGGAAGCAUUUAAAUUACUCUUUUUAUGUUUGCUUCCAUUUAUUUCUAAAGCCGGUCUUGACUAAUAUGUCGUGGUGUAACAAGCUGACCCAUAAAUGCAAGCUUCCCUAUUCAAAAGGUUAUUUUCUAUUGUCGCGUAAAUUUCAGGCCAACAUGAGCAACCGUGAGAGCAGCAGUUUGCCGCCAAAACAGAGGAUUGUAUGCACCCCUAAAAUGUGCAUCAGUUGUGAAGUUAUCAAUGCCCUUCUCUUUAUCUGCGCAAUCGUUUCUAUCGCCGUGGGAACUUACAAUCUGCGUGUGCUGAACAUAAACUCCAAAGACUGUUCCAGUGGAGAUCGAAAAGUCUGUGAAGACAAAAGGUGGUCAUGUUGGAAGACUUAGUCAUGCAAAUCAUGAUUUUUACGGCUGUCCUACUGAGUUUAUUACUUCGAGGCAAAAUUCGUUGAUGUAGUGAUUUUGGCGAUGAUUGAAGCGUUUGCGCCGAUUGUUUCAGAUGACCUGCAUUGCAUAAUUCCCAUUUUAUCAUUCCUUUGCAGUUAUUUAUACGCAGAAGCCUAUGCCAUGAUAGCUAUUGGAUGUAUCCUGCUCGUCUUCUGUGUUACCCUCAUUACUGUCAUGCUAGUCCUCGCCAGGGAGACCUCAAAAUAUGUAAGACGACUCUCCAACCAACCCCCGGUAAGACGUGCAUCUUCUUGCAGCAUGACUGUUUUUGUUAACGUUUGCCAACUGAAUAUUUGCCUAUCGAUAGUACACGAAUGACACUGUUGUCAGUCGCACUUGGCAGGUUAUAUGAAUUCGAACCACUAUCUAAGUAUUAUUGAAGGAUUUCUUUAAAACUGGCUGUUCACCUGCCAAUGCCCCAGAGAUCUCUCCCGUCUCCGUCUAAAAGCAUAGUUUUGCUAAAUUGUACAGUAAAAGGGCAUGUAAUCGCUCGUCAGAAUUCAUGCUUCAAGGCCUGGCCAAACCUGUCACAACAAAGAACGCCUGCUGAAGCAUGUAGCAGAAAAUCUGGCCUAUUUUUACCUAGAAAGUCAUUGAAUGCAUUCUUUGAAUUUCUUGCACGUAUGCUCACACCCUACUUUCUGUUAACUGUCCUCUUUGCCUUCGACAAGGCUUACGGUGAAGUUAUCCACUCUACGAGUUCUUGGGAGGCAAGUGUGGACGACGUUUGGUCCGUAUGA